AUGGUUGACUCUUACAAUUGUUUACGUCUAGAUGAUAGACGCGUUUUCCAUGUUGAAGUUUAUGAAGACGAUGACAAGCAGAAAUUCUUCGAAUUUGGUAAUAAUAAAAAAGUUCAAUUUGAGAAAUUAAAAGUUGGACAACUCGCGGAACUUAUCUCUCUUGACGUUGAUAAAAGUAAGCUUAAUACUGAAGACGAUAUUAGAAAGCUUGGAGGCGUGCCUAUGGAAUUUGAAUAUGAUUUUAUAAACUAUAUUAAAGAUGAACCUUCAAGAAAUAAAAUCCACAUCGUCGCUGUCGUUGCAACUACAACCACUGCAGGUCCCUCUCAGCAAGGCGUCUCACAAGAAGAAAAGCCUCUUACAAUGGAAAGAAUUAUCGAAACUGCCAAUAUAAUAGGAAAUAAAGACAAACCUGUUAUAACCAUGUAUGAUUAUAUCGAAAGAACGCAUAUACAAGAGUUUAUCAGAAAAAAAAUAGAAAUCAAUUUAAAAGCCUUUGAGAAUGAAAGCUCUCGUCUAAACGAUUACCAAGGAAAUCAGCAUCUCGGUGGUUCUGGUACAGGUAAAACGCGACAUGGAUAUGAGACGAUUAAUAUAAUAAAAGACCUUAUACAAAUUAAGGAUGGUAGUUUUAGACCUAUCCAUAUAUUUGUCCAGAUUUUUCCAGAAUCUUUCCUCAUUCGUUUUGAUGAACGACCUCAACGUGACCCAUCUUUAGGUCGUUAUCCUCGUAAUCCUUCACACGUAAACAGUAUAGGUCACUACCUAGCAUUGGCGAUUGCAUCUUAUUAUUUCACAAAAAACUACCGGCAAGAAUCUCUACAAUAUUUUAAAGAAUUAGUGAAAAGUUCUACUUUUGAUUUAAUAACAGUCUUACAAGCGAUUCAACAAUCCUGUUCUAUAGAUUCUCAGCAGCCACUUUUAAUCCUCUUACAACUAGACGAAUACCAGCGCUGCACAGGCACUGCCCCAAUAAAGCUCCGGGAAUAUGAUAAUACAGGUCAUCUUAGCGUGACUGAUUACAAUGUUUAUGAUAUACAUAUGUCACCUAUGGAUAUCGAAAAUUCUCUUAACUUUAUGGAUUCUUGUGCUUCGGAGCUUUUGAGAAUGAAGGGACCUUUUGAUUCAGUAGAACAAGUCAAAGAAAUUUGGAAAGUUCUUGUUGAUUGGGCAAAACAAAAGUUUCGAUUGAUAAUUGAAAAGAUUGAUAACACACGAUAUAAAGCUAAAGCCCCUCUUGUACUAAUUGCUUCUCUUGUCUCACACUUAGAGUUAGGUUUCUUUGAUGAUAUCAUCUUGGAUCCAUUUAACCGACUAGAUGAAGAAUCUUUCCCAAAAUUCAUUUUACAUAUGCAUCUGAUUACAUACAGGUUGGCGGAUUUUAUUGGAGUUCGUCAAAUGACUAUUGAAGAAAUUUACUUUGGGUGUCUCUUGGCAUCAAAUGAAAAAGAUUAUGAUGAUCCCAAGAAUCCGUACACUUGGAAUCAAUUAAUUGAUCGUAAAGAAGUAUCUGUUAUCGCAGAUGCUAAAAAUGACAAGAAAGAAAAUGUAGAUGUCACAACGGGCCGUUUCAUCGUAUUGGUUGUAGGCGUAUAUAAAUUCAGUUCUGCUACCGAAUCAGGUGUACCUGUCCAUAAACCGUUUACAUUGGAAGAAUUUAAAAAAGAAUUAAAGAAGGCUACUAAGGGUUGUGAAUGCUUUAUAGUGAUGACUAUAAAGAAUUUUUUAGAUGAAGUUAGUAAUCUUCCCUCAAGAGUCUCAGGAGACUUAACAACAUGA
Messenger RNA from Funneliformis geosporum, 1779 nucleotides. The record is from the annotation of a GenBank genome assembly. Lineage: Eukaryota; Fungi; Glomeromycota; Glomeromycetes; Glomerales; Glomeraceae.